AUGGAGAACAACACAACAGCUGAGUUUGUCUGCAACCACACGGAUGCAUGGGAGUGGGUUUACACCAUGCAGCCUGCCUAUAUGUCGAUCAUCUGUCUUCUGGGAGUAAUCGGCAACUCCUUCGUGCUUUGCGUCCUCUGUCUUCAGAAGCGCAGAAGUUCUGUUGCUGACAUUUACCUGAGCAAUCUGGCAGCAGCUGAUCUCCUCAUGGUUUCCUGUCUGCCGUUCUGGGUAUCAACUAUAAUCAACAAGUUCCACUGGAGAUUUGGGGAGUUCAUGUGCCAGCUUGUCAAUAUUGUCAUUGGGAUGAAUUAUUAUUGUAGUGUGUUGUUCCUUACUGUUGUGAGUAUGGACAGAUAUAUGGCUCUCACUAAACCAUUGUCCCAAGGAAGGCAGAGGCAGGCUUUCUGGGCACAUGGAAUUUGUGUAACCAUUUGGAUUGUUGGUAUCUUCCUCAGUUUUCCUGCUGUUCUUUUCCGCUCUGUGCAGUUCUUCCCCCAUCUGGGCAUUGAUGCAUGCUACCUAGACUACCCCCAUGAAGGGUGGCGAUUGCGGUACAACAUAACUGUGAACAUAGUCUGCUUUCUCAUUCCUGUCCCAAUUGCAUUGUUCUGUAGUUACCACAUUAUUAAAGUCAUUCUAAAGAGACAGAAGAUGAGAAGAAGCAACAGCGGGAGUGCGGAGAGGAAGGCAGCGUACCUUGUGCUUAUUGUUUUGUCUGUGUUCAUUCUCUGCUGGCUGCCUUACCAGAUUCUGAUCUUCUUUGACACCUUGGAUCACUAUGAGGUCAUCUCUGGAUGCACAUGGGCAUACGUGCUGGACAUUGGCAACCAGCUAGCUACGUACCUUGGCUACAGCAACAGUGCAUUGAAUCCUUUCUUGUAUGUGAUUGUUGGGAAGAACUUUAGGGAGCGGGCAAGGGAAGUGUUUAAACCCCUUCAAUGCAGAAGGAAAGACCAGUGUGAGGCAUCUGGUCAUGGUAAUGCCAAUCUCAUCUCAAUGGAGCCAAUGGAACUCACAACUGUGCCAACAGUGUUGGCUGAAAAUAGCAGCUUGUCUCCAGUCACUGCAGAAUGGGAGCUUAUCCACACCAUCAUCCCCCCAUACAUCUUCACCAUAUCCCUGGCAGGUCUACUCUUUAACAGCUUUGUGCUGGUGGUGUUUUUUGCCCACAAAGAUCGACUGACUGUAGCAGAGAUCUAUCUGAGCAACAUGGCGCUGGCUGACUUUAUUCUACUGUGUAGCCUUCCUUUCUGGGCAAUGAAUAUUCUCAAUGAGUUCAACUGGCCAUAUGGAGAGGCCUUGUGCAAAAUCGUCAACGCCCUAAUCAUCAUCAAUUUCUACACCAGCAUCUUCACUCUGGUCAUGAUUAGCAUCGAUCGCUAUAUAGCAUUUGUGAAGCCCAUGAAGGCCAGCUGGCUGAGACGGACGCUCUACGCCAAGGUGAUCUGCUUCAUCCUGUGGAUAUUAGGGGUCUUACUGAGCACACCGACAAUAGCUCACAGAAAGGUGAAGUUCUUUGAGGACUAUGAGACCACAUCCUGCGUUCUGGAUUACACCCAUGACAGCUAUUGGAAGCUGGCCCAUCAGAUUGUGAUAAAUGUGGUGGGCUUUGUUCUUCCUGUUUUGGUCAUUGUUUUCAGCAGUGGAAAUAUAAUCAAGGUUUUAUCUGAGAGGAGGGAAAGUGUUGGUUUUCAUCACACCAGUGAUAAAAAGGCCACUGUGCUAGUGUAUGCUGUUACACUGGUGUUUUUACUAUGCUGGGGUCCCUUCCAGGUAAUUACCUUUCUUGACAUUCUCUGUGAUGUCAAUGUGCUGGAUGAGAAGCUGUGGUCUGACUCUCUGGAUAUAGGAAGGCAGCUCUCAGCAUAUCUAGCCUUUCUCAACAGUGUCUUAAACCCUUUGUUGUAUGUCUUCUCAGGGCAGUACUUUAGAAAGAAGGUUAGCGCCAUCUACAGAAAGACUAGAUAUCAACGCAGAGGAUCAGACAUGACCACAUAUCAACUCUCUGCUGUGUCCACUUACAUCAACAGAACAGAGCAAAUUAAACCUGUGGUCAUUGUUAAUGCCAAAGAAUAA
This is a messenger RNA of Pundamilia nyererei, 2079 nucleotides long. The record is from RefSeq and is a predicted model, not a curated record. NCBI's taxonomy places the organism in Eukaryota, Metazoa, Chordata, Actinopteri, Cichliformes, Cichlidae.